Messenger RNA from Nezara viridula (southern green stink bug), 4436 nucleotides. Lineage: Eukaryota; Metazoa; Arthropoda; Insecta; Hemiptera; Pentatomidae. The record is from the annotation of a GenBank genome assembly.
AUUUUGUCAUGGAGCCAUCAUUACUGAGAUAUUUAUUCUUUGGUGUCAAAAGAUCCGUAGGUUUCACUUCUUUACGUGGUAGUUGGUAAUCUGUAAGAAGUAAGCAAGAUGGCAUUAAUUUGUGAUAUGAUUGGAAGCUAGUCGUAAUAUUAUUAUUUCUUUUGAUUCGUUAUGGAAACAGAUAACAUUUUAAACAACAGAACGAAAUUCGCUGAUUACUUUGUGAUAUGUGGUUUAGAUUUAACAUCAGGUCUUGAACCUGACAGCUUUGCAGGUGAUAACUUGCAAUCAACACCAUUAGAAAGGCCUUACAAAUGCAAAGUUUUGGGACACUAUCCUGAAAAUGUUUCAUGGAAUCCUUUUGACAAAGAUGCAGUUUGUAUGUUAUGUCUUCCAAAUGGACUUCAGUUCAGAACUCAGAAAAGUAAUUUAGAACCCAAAUUUCAUUCAUUUAUUAUUACAAAAGAAGAUGGAAGGAGAAGUUAUGGUGCUAGUUUCAUAUUUUAUGAAGAAAUUAGAAAUAGGAAAAUCUGCAGUGCUAUGCAAACCUUACAAGCUAUGCACCUUACAGAACUUUCUUCUGGACGCUGUAAGCGAUCUAUGGAACACAAUACUAGAUCUCUUCCUCGCCACUUUAAACUAAGUGCUCAUACUCGAGCUGCUCAAAGUUACUAUGAGUACACCAAAGAUACAUUAUAUGUUACAAAGAGCGUAGCUCUUAUAAUGCAGCAACCUUAUGUUCAUGCUCCACAUAUUUUUCUUGCUGGUUUAUACCGAUGCUGGAAGGACCAGGGAAGCCCCAGUUUAGAGAGUUUGGUGUACAACCUUCUCUAUGAAGUUUGUGUUCCUCCGCCUGGAAGAUCACUUAGUUUUAUGUGUUAUCCACAAGAAAAAGUUGUUCUCCAAACUCCUACAAAUCUUGCCGAGUUACCAUUUUUUGACUUUCCUCUUAGAGAACUAUUUACACUUCUAGGGGUUGAUUGUGUCAUACAACUCUUUACUUGUCUACUUCUUGAAAACCAAAUUCUUCUUUGUUCUGGAGAAUAUCAGAGAUUAAUGCUGGUUGCUGAAUCCUUGACUAACUUAUUACUACCCUUUUCUUGGCCACAUGUGUAUGUUCCUAUAUUGCCUGCUUCAUGCCAUCAUUUCCUCGAUGCACCAGUUCCAUUUGUGAUGGGACUUCACACGAGAGAAUCAAGAGUUAAUGUGCCCAGUGAGGCAAACCUAUGUUAUAUGGAUUUGGACACAAGAUUAUUGCAAACUCCUGAGGAAUUGCCUAGCUUUCCUCACAAAACAGAAUUUGCUGAUGAAAUCUGUGAUAUUCUUCGAAGGCACAAAGUGUCUGGAGAAUAUGUAGACAUGAAUCUAAACAAUUCUGGAGAUAAAUUAAUGACUAGCUCUUGCAUUAGCAUGAGAACCCGUAAACAUUCUUGGGCUGACGAUCUUGAAGAUGACCCUUCAUUAACUCAAGGAUCAGAGAUGCUACAAAGGAUUGUGUCCCUUAAUAAAAGAAGCGGUGUUUCUUUAGAUGCCUUAGAUGAUCUAAACGAUGACUGGGACAGUAUGGUAGAUGAUGGUUUUUCAGAAGAAACUGAAAUUAGUUCAGAAAUGCAGUACAUGAAAGAUUUACAAAUUAACAAUGCUGUCAGAGAAAUAUUCCUUAAUAGAUUUGUUCAAAUGUUUUCAACUUAUGAACAUUUUAUAAUUCAGCCUAAUCAGGAUAAAGAAGAAUGGCUGAAUAACCGUGAUUCAAUGCAAAAUUUUGAUAAAGCUACAUUCUUAUCUGAUCAGCCUCAACAUCACUUACCAUUUUUGUCCAGAUUUAUUGAAACUCAGAUGUUUGCUACAUUAGUCGAUAAUAAGAUUUUGAGUAACUGGUGUCCACUCGACCCACUUCUUAGGGUUUUUGAGACACGAAUCAAGCUAGUAAGAAAUCGUUAUGGUGAAUCACUUGAAAGGACUCCUUGCUACGAGGCUUGUACUACUAUCUCUGAUUCUCAGUUGGAAAAGCGAUUAUCAAGUAUUGAUACGGAAAUUCCCUUCCCAACAGAGCUUUUCAAAAAUCAUGCAGUGAGAAGUAGCAGAUCUGGCUUUCCCAUAUUGGAUUCUGUUACCCUGAACCAAGAGCCAGUUCAAAGAUCAAAAAAGAGGAAUAUGAGAAUGAACAAUUCAUUUUCUUCAUUGAGCUUUGAAGGGCUUGAAAUGGAAGGAAUAGUGAGCGUUAGGAGGCCUGGGUCAGAAGCUAGGCCGCUGGUAGGUGGUGAUCGACUGACAACGGUACCAACAAGAACUGAUCCCAGUCCUGCACUUAUAGCACUCUCCAAUUGGGAAUUUAUUGAAAUAUUACUCAAGGAAUGUAAACAAAAGACUAAAAGAAUGCUGGUCGAGAAAUUAGGAAGUGAAGCUCUUGCUAUGGGGCAUGGAGCGCAAACAUCCUUAGUAGAAGAAAAUACACUGAUAGCUAGUCUCUGUGAUUUACUUGAAAGGGUCUGGUCAAAUGGUAUUCAGAAGAAACAGGGGAAAUCUGCAUUGUGGGCACAUUUAAUGAAUUAUCUGGAGCUAGAGGAGUCCACUGAUACAGCAAAACCAAUCGACUCAAACCAUCUAGGUCCAGAGCCAGUUAGAAUCGGAUUUCAUGAAAAGGUUUUGUCUUCAAUAAAAUCAACCAAUAUCAUGGAAAUAGCUUCAUUUAUUACUAAUAAUCUUGAUUUAUCAUCAGGAUCAAUUGAAUCAAGCCCAGACAACCGCUCAUCGCCUAGAAGCAGGUCUGAGAGUAGAACUAGUAAUACUCGAAGACUGAGUGAGGAUUUUCAACAAGAGCCAACAUUAAGGCCACUUCCAAACACCCUUGCCUACGAUUUGAGGAGUGUUCAGGCUAUGACUGAUAUAAAAACACAUGUUGGAUAUGCACGUGCCUUUGUUCGAUUAUCAUUAGAAAAGAAGAUGUUAUCAAAACACCUACGAACAUUAUUGUCUGAAAGUACUCUGUUGAGGUCUCAAUAUAAGAGAACUGCUUUUCUCCGAUGUGAAGAGGAAAAGGACCAAUUUUUAUAUCACUUGCUAUCAUUAAAUGCUGUCGAUUAUAACUGCUUCACUAAUACAUAUUUAAAUACUAGAAUACCUUAUCGCAUCGCUAUAUAUCCUUCAAGAAAAAAUAGCUUUUCCUCUACUACAGCCAAUUGUUGGAUUCAAGUUUAUGGUUCUCAUGGAGAAACUCAAAGAAUACCAGUGCCAAAAGCAACACUAGAAUUUGUCUUUCAUCAUAAAAACUUAGGUUAUCUUACUACUACAAGAAUCGGGCAUGAUAAUUCUGGUUUAAGCCCUAAAUGGUUGGUAGAAUACAUUAUAGUUAGGAAUGAAGUCACUGGUCAUACAUACAACUUUCCUUGUGGCCGGUGGCUUGGCAAAGGAAUAGAUGAUGAUUCUACAGAGAGGCUACUUGUUGGGGAGCGAGAAAAGGAUCGAGAUAUUGAUCGUGGAAGAAGUAGUAGGGUCAGAAGUCCAAGUGUACCACCUCCAAAGAAAGUUUUACCUCUUAGUGAGAUUGAGCAUUUGUUAGGUGACUGUGUAAAUAAUUUAGUUAAAUAUUUCUACUGUGCUCAAGGAAAAGAGUCUAGUAGCUCUCUUACUAUGCUGUUAUGUGGUGAUACUGGUCUUGUAAGUUGUUUGGAACAAGCAUUUUUAUAUGGAUUUAAGUCAUCUCGUCUUUUUGGUAGAAAUUUAUACAUUUGGGAUUAUCUCUUGAAAGUGAGAGAAGAUAGACCUGACAGUUUUGCUCCAUAUGAAGAAAAAAAUAUCGAUUAUAAGGCAAUUAGGUACUAUUUUAGAGUCAUCGAUGCUAUUAUGAAUUCUGGUCAAAAUUUAGGAAAGGAUGGGAGAUUUCAGAUAUUUAUAUGUUUUUGUGUCAGGGAUCAUAUGCUUCAACAUAUUAUUUUCAAUGUUCUUGCUACUUCUCGAAUUACUUUGGAGAUGUUUGAAGAAAAUUCAUUUUUUCGUGACCAGGAUUUGUUAAGUUACUUGAUUCAUAUUUUGAGUUCUUUAGAUGAAUUCAAUUUUUCUUUAGAAAAUUCAUUAGCUCAUGGGAUUACAUUUUAAAUUUAUUCAAAGUUUUAAUGAAAUGUUUCAUGUGAACAUUUUUAUACUCUAUGAAUUCUGUAAGUAUGAAAUUACCUAGUCGUAAACAGAGAAUAUUUAUUUCAAAAUGUCUGUUUUUGCUAUUACUACGUAUUCUACCUGAAGCAGAAACAGAUUUGUUGUAUUUGAUCUGAUGAUUUUGUGUAUAAUAAUAUUAAUAAUGUAAUAUAUUUUUACUAUUCUAUAAUACUCAUAGCUGUAUGUACCUAGCUAAUCGAUUUUUUGACUGUUAAAAAUGUUUAUAGAAAUUUACUACAAGACAUUUAAGAAUCGUAUUUACCCUGAUUAUUUGUUUAUAUAUA